Talaromyces proteolyticus is the source of this 2124-nucleotide messenger RNA. Its product is annotated as putative fungal-specific transcription factor. The transcript is spliced from 4 exons. The coding region runs from base 1 to 2124 and encodes 707 amino acids. Gene Ontology annotation, biological process: regulation of DNA-templated transcription; DNA-templated transcription. The record is from RefSeq and is a predicted model, not a curated record. NCBI's taxonomy places the organism in Eukaryota, Fungi, Ascomycota, Eurotiomycetes, Eurotiales, Trichocomaceae. Gene Ontology annotation, molecular function: DNA binding; zinc ion binding; DNA-binding transcription factor activity, RNA polymerase II-specific. Gene Ontology annotation, cellular component: nucleus.
AUGUCAACAAGCGAUCGAACACAUUCUGUGGCGGAAUCACCUACACACGGCCAGGAGGAUGAUCUGUCAUCACGUCCAGUACGUCCGGGGCCCCAUCCCAGUCGGCGCCGGGACAAGCCCCAGCUCUCCUGUAAUCCUUGCCGACGCCGGAAAUCACGAUGUGACCGCCAAAAGCCGUGUUCAACUUGCUCCGCUCGAGGUCAAAUAUGUACAUACCCAGGUAACCAGACAAGUACGGGGCAGUCGGAGCUUCCACGCGUUGGCGUACAUGAUCGUCUUGUGCAGCUGGAGCAGCUGGUUAUGUCCUUUGUGACUGAUUCGGUCGACAAAUCCAAUGCUAAGAUGUCGUCUGAUCCAGAUCCACGGCCCGGGAUUGGAGGCGUUACCCCAGUUGACACUCUGGAUACCUCGAUAGAUGCCCGUUCGGAAUGCGGUAGUAUGCGUAUCAGUGUGUCAGAGCAUCGCUACGUUGGAGAGGAUCACUGGGCUGCAAUUUUGGACCGUAUCGCUGACCUGAAAGAUCAUUUUGACCGGGAAGAACAACAACAGUUGGCUAUCAGUCCAAAGCACUCCGAGUAUGAUGAAUGGGGGGAAGAGAGAACUGAUGCUCUGACAAGACCAAGAUCAGGAUAUGCAUUGCUUCUGUACGGAGUUAGCCGACCGGCUUCUCGAGACCAAAUCCUCACUGCCUUGCCUCCAAGGGCUGCUGUUGACCGCUACAUCUCUCGCUAUUUCAACUACCUAGACCUCGUAUCAUCCUCGGCCGUUCAUGGCCCAAGCUUCCUUCGCCAGUACGAGGCAUUCUGGACCAACCCAUCUGGUGUCCCGAUUAUGUGGAUUGGCCUGCUUUUCAGCAUCAUCUGUCUGGCCUGUUUUGUGUCCGAAACACCCGACUCUGAUAACGAGCAACAGUCGCUUCAGAUAGACCUCUACCGAGAGAAGAUUGUGCAGUGUUUGGUACUGGGAAAAUAUACUCAGUGCGGUCCAUACGUACUAGAAACAGUGAUUAACUAUUUGUACACCGAGUUUUGUAUCCACUCGGAUGCACACAAGGAUACCUGGUUCCUACUUGCGCUCGAGGUCAACCUGGCGAUGCGGAUGGGUUACCAUCGCGAUCCUAGCUAUUUCCCUGGGAUAUCACCUUUCUAUGGAGAGAUGCGACGCCGACUCUGGGCGACCGUUUUAAUGGGGGACAUUCUCAUUUCAAACCAAAUGGGAAUGCCACGCAUGAUAUGUGACUGGAAAUGGGAUACGACUGAGCCGCGGAGUUUGAAUGAUGCCGAUUUUGAUGAGGAUACAGUGGAGCUCCCCCCGUCACGGCCGGAAAGCGAACACACAACAUCUCUCGGCCUCAUCGCACGGAGACGUAUAUUGAAGGCGUUGGGCAAUAUAGCCGAUCUUACAAAUUCGGUUCAGCCGUGCAGCUACGCUGAAGUCAUGCGUGUUGAUGGUAUCCUCGAAGAAGCUGCGCAGAGUAUCCCACAGCAAUUAAAAAUGAAACCAAUGGCGGCAAGUUUAACCGAUAUUCCGCAGGUAAUUAUCUCUCGUCUGUUCUUAGGCCAUAUAUUUUACGGGGGAAAGAUAAUGCUUCAUCGACGGCUCCUAUACAUGCAAUCGCCCUCCCAGGAAGAGGAUCCUUUUAUUUACUCACGAAGGACUUGUCUGGACGCUUGUUUGGGGACUCUGGAGAUCCAGAAUGUGCUUGACGAGGAAACGUGCCCGGGGGGUCAGCUUUAUACAGUACGCUUUCGGGUGACUUCGGUUAUGAACCAUCAAUUUCUCACGGCUACCAUGAUUCUAUGCUCGAUGCUUUGUAGUGGGCAGACACAAGGGAGAGAGGACGAAGUACGAUCUGCGUUACAAAGAUCAAGAAUGAUCUGGAUACGAAGAAGCACAACUUCCAAAGAGGCAAAGAAAGCGGCCGAAACUGUUAGCAUUGUCCUUGCCAAAGCAGGGGUUGAUCUUAACAAGACUACCAAUGACUGGAUGAUGGAGAUCGGAGGCCUGUCCAGUAACCAGCAAGCGAUGCAGGAAGGUAAUUUCGUGAUGGGCUUAGAUGGAGGUGGAAUGUUUACGGAUAGUACUUGUAUGGAUCUUCUCCAACCCUUGGAUUAUACGUCGUAA